Aspergillus sclerotioniger CBS 115572 is the source of this 1176-nucleotide messenger RNA. Its product is annotated as aldo/keto reductase family protein. The transcript is spliced from 2 exons. The record is from RefSeq and is a predicted model, not a curated record. The coding region runs from base 137 to 988 and encodes 283 amino acids. Lineage: Eukaryota; Fungi; Ascomycota; Eurotiomycetes; Eurotiales; Aspergillaceae. Gene Ontology annotation, molecular function: oxidoreductase activity.
CACCAACCAACUGAAUCGGCCUUCCCCUCUCCAUGUGUCAUUCUCCCAAAAUACACAUCUUGACAACGGCCGUUGAUUGAACACUACAGAAUUCCGACACUGAUUCUUCUUUUUGAUAUCAGUUCAUCAGUCCACAAUGUCGGCCAAUUACACCCUCACGGACCUUCUGCCGCUCCCCAACUCCCCCAUCAAAGUACCCCGCCUCGGGUUCGGCGUCUAUCGGUCACCUUCCACACAAACCGUGCAGUCAUGCUUGAAAGCCCUUGAAAUAGGUUACAGGCACAUCGAUACCGCCCAGUUCUACGCAAACGAGAAGGAAGUUGGCGACGCCAUCCGUUCGUCUGGCCUGCCCCGCAGCGAAAUUUUUGUGACCACCAAAAUCCUCAGCCCAGCAGGUUCGCCUGAAGCAACCUACGAGAGACUAGUGGCUAGCGUUGACAAGAUCGGGGGAAAGGACGGAUAUGUUGAUCUAUUCUUGAUCCAUAGCUCCAAGUCCGGCUCGCCGGGUCGCAAAGAACUAUGGCAGGCCCUAGAGAGGCUGCUGGAGGAAGGCAGAACUAAGAGCAUUGGUGUCAGCAACUUUGGAGUGAAACACAUCGAAGAGAUGAAGGCGUAUGCGAAGGUCUGGCCACCGCAUGUGAAUCAGAUCGAGCUCCAUCCCUGGUGCCAACAACGCGUGGUCGAUGCAUACUGCAAGAAGAACAAAAUCAUCGUCGAAUCCUAUUCCCCCAUUGUGCGAAACUACAAAGCGAAUGACCCUACACUCGUGGAUUUGGCCGAGAAGUAUAACAAGACGACCCAGCAGGUCCUGAUACGCUACGCCUUGCAGAAAGAAUGGGUUCCGCUUCCCAAGACUGACAAUGCGGACCGGAUUGCGGCUAACGCCAACGUGUUUGAUUUCGAUAUCAGCGAGGAGGACAUGGCGGUGCUUAACGCUCUGGACCAGGGAAGCAGUGGCGCCAUUGUCGAGGCGGUGGAGAACGAGUAGCUCGUCGCGAUGCGAUUUAAUAGAUUAGAUUAAUUGAGUUUGCAGGAUCAUGCUGGCGUCUAUUAGAUCAGUAAUCUGGGCGUUGCAUAAGGAAGGCGUUGAUCGAUUGCAGUGUAGACCGUGAGGGAUUUACAUCGUGCUUGGACGAUGUGAUCCAGGCAAGACGCUGACGAAUGAACUGCUUGCCA